UGAGUGAGUUCAGACUCUCAGCUUCCAGUCGACUGUCAGAGAAGCAGGAUCUUAUUCUGAUAGGCUGAUUCAUGUCUCACACUUCCUGCACUGUGAGGCUGUGAUUUCAAAGAAACACUGAGGAGGAGGAGCAGCUGCUCAACAGUCCAACCAGGAAACAAGAAGAGAAGAACUGAGUGAGUUCAGACUCUCAACUUCCAGUCAACUGUCAGAGGAGGAGGAGCAGCCUGACUGAAGAUGAGUGAUGUGGGUGAAGAGGAGGACAGAGCAGAGUCUGUGGACAGGGAAGAGACGCCAGCUGCUCCUGCAGAGUCCAGCCAGGAAGAAGAACAAGAAGACUUUCAAGCGUUUUCUCCAUCAUUGUUAUCAUGCUCUCAGAACCCGAAUAUUUCUGCAUACGGACCAUCCUCUGUCCUGAACGAGGAUGAGCUGACGUGCGACUGUCCUCAUGCCCUCAGCCACGAGGAAGCUGUUUCAUCAUCAUCAUCAUCAUCUUCGUUGUCUCCCUGUUCUCACCCGACAACCGGCUUCAACAACGAGGAACUGGCCUGCAAUUGUGAUUUUGAAACUCUUCAUCAGCGCAGUCUGGUGCAGGCGGGCAAGGCCGCUCCUGUGCAAGCGGAGGAGGGGGAGGAGGAGGCUGCCCCGGUCUUGGUCAAACCCGGGGGAGGUGCAGGGCCUACAUCGCCAAGUGCUGGAGAAUCUGGAGAGGAUGAUGUCGACGGCUGGAUCUCAGCUGGUCUGAUCGGUACAGUGAAACUGGGUUUGCUUCACCUGCUGAACCUGGUGAUAGGCAGAUACCAGAAGGAGACCUGUUACGGGUGCAGAACCAAUCACCCUAGUCAGAAGCAUCAUCCGUGUCUUGAUGUUGAGACAGAUGGCUAUUUUUCGGAGCAUUACGACCGCUUGAUGGCCAGACUUUUCACACCCAAGCUGUUCCCAUCCAUACAAAAGCUGUUGAUCCUCAGGAAAAUCCGUUCCGACGAGGAGAGAAUCAGAGCGAUCGUGGAAACCCUGAUCUUUGAGGUCAAAUCUGUUCGGAGAGUGGCAGAGCUGAUCUGCGACUUUUACGACUCUGAUGUCGGACAGUCCGUGACCACUGAUCAACUCUCUGCUGUGAGUGACUGCUGGAAGAGUGAGUGAAAAACAAGAAGAAGAAAAAAAAGAAGAAGGAGGAGGAAAGAUGGGGAAUUUGUUAAGUCAAACUAUCGAGCUAGAUGAUGUUAUUUCUCAGCUGAAGAGACUUCUAACCAAUGUUAUCUGUAAGAGAGUCCUGGGUUGUGCAUACAGUAUGAUUACCGAUGCUGAAAUUCAACGCAUGGAAAAAAUUCAUGCUCAAGUCCGGUCGUGUCGGGGAGAUGCAGCAUGGUGGGUUAUGGUGCAAAACACUAUAACGAGUGCUUCCGAUUCCAGUCUGUCCUCUGUAUUUGCGGGAAUUGUACACGAAUUGUCUAAAGAUUCUCUUUCUACAACUAAGUACCACAUAAUAUCUUUGUACACGCUAUUUGUCGAUGCCGUCUCACUUUCCAUUCAAUGCGGGCUCGGUCUCAGUCCUUCGGAUGAAGUGGACAGACUUCAUUCUGCUUUGCAGAUGAAUUUGGAUUGUUCUAUUCUGCGUAAUGUGUUGGUGAUGAUAAAGCCGUAUUAUUACUAGUCAGUAGCGAUUGAUUUCACUCUUGUAGAAGUAUUUCUGAUUAAACUAUGCCUCGAAUAAUAAAAAUACUGUUGAAGUCUUCCCCCUCCGUCUGUCUGACUGUUUGAUCGUUUACGACCCUACUGUAAGGGUGUGAGUGUUUGAAGCUAGCUACAGCUGCAGAUUCUGGGUAGAAAACAAGACCUCACCAUACAGAGACGCAUAGGGUGUGCCUGAUUUAAGGAAGUAGAAGGAAGUCACAUCCGAGCGAGAUGUCUGGGUGCGAGGAUGGGAGCGGGGUGGGUUCUGAUCUGAGGAAGUCAGGCAUCCUCCGUAGGUGAAGAAAAAAGAAGGGAUCAUAAAACGGGGGUAAUCUAGUUCGACAGGUCUACUUCAAAGCUUUUAUCAGAUAGCAUACGAGCAGGGGACGUCUGGGAGUAGAUUGUGGGAACAGCAUAGGAAGUUGUCUUAUGAACAGGGUCACUCUGAUAGAAAAUUUAAAAAAAAAAAGAGUUUGUUUAGUUCAGAUACAAUAUUUAUAUGCUAUUCUUAGAAGAAAAUUGAUUGUGAGCAGGUCAAAACUUUUCUCAGAAACAAACUAUGAUACCUGUGUCCGAAGGAUAAAAAAAAAAAAGAUCUUUAAGUUUUCGUCCUCUACUUUUUCCACUAUUUCAACAGUCACAUUCAGGAAGACAUUACAAAGUACCACAACCCCAUAAAAAAUGUUUUAUUCCUCCUGAACAAAAGAAAAAUAAGACAGAGAGUUCUACAUAUUUAUUUUAUCCGCUACUGUUCUCUCAACAUCUCUUUACCCGUGAGCAUGCGUCUUAGCAUGUUUGUGUAAUUAUAUUUUAUUGGUGGAUCCUAUCAAAGAAGAAUUUCUAUCACCACCAUGGACAGACAAUAAGUCUAUCUUUCUUCUAUCUUGUAUUGUUUGAUCCGUGAUCAGUUUCUCACAAAGAGUAAAUCCGGUCUAAUUUUAAUUCGUACAAGAAUCUUUGGGCUUCUCUUCACACCCUACUACACUUCCCCUCAGAAAGAAUAUUCACUUCCUCCAAGACCCAACCUCUCUCUAACACCUCAUGCCGAUCCUGUGAUCUUAUUGGAAGGAUCAAAAGUCAUAAAAACCACCAAAAAACAAAUGCAAAUGCAAAAUAGCUAGCUAGCAUGGAUAUAAGUGACAGUCAGUCACUUCAGCUUGCAACAGGCAGAGCGAGGAAGGAGAGAGAAGAAGAAGAAGAUCACUGCUUGAGAAAAAAACCAAACACCCCGUCAAUAACACCGCAAGAUGGCCGGUAGGACGAAUGGACUGGAAAAUUAUUUUCUCUUUGAAAAAGUGUGAGAGCGAGAAAACAAAGUGCAUUUUAAUAUAUUUUUCUAGACAAGACUAAUUUCUUCGGUGAAUCAUCAUCAUCCACAGAGCCGACGACCCAUUCUCGAUGUAAGUACCAUGGUUUUUAAAUUUCAUGUUAUUUGAUCAGACAAA
Messenger RNA from Salarias fasciatus (jewelled blenny), 3119 nucleotides. RefSeq lists its product as uncharacterized. NCBI's taxonomy places the organism in Eukaryota, Metazoa, Chordata, Actinopteri, Blenniiformes, Blenniidae. Bases 238 to 1143 code for a protein of 301 amino acids. The transcript has 4 exons. The record is from RefSeq and is a predicted model, not a curated record.